Messenger RNA from Caenorhabditis elegans, 431 nucleotides. RefSeq lists its product as uncharacterized. NCBI's taxonomy places the organism in Eukaryota, Metazoa, Nematoda, Chromadorea, Rhabditida, Rhabditidae. The record is from RefSeq and is marked reviewed. Bases 111 to 245 code for a protein of 44 amino acids. The transcript has 3 exons.
AGAGCGAUUAUCUACAACGUCUACAGCGGUCACACAGGAAUCUUCUCGAAGUGAUAUAAUUUUCAAGUAAAAGGUUCACCAAUGCUGAGAACAUCAACUUCCGACUCUCCAUGGUUAUGAAGACAGGACAAUACGUCCUUUACGAGCAGAAGCUGAAGUCGCUUCUCAACGAAAAUGCCAAGCUUGUCAUCAACACUAAGCACCGAGAAUUUUCGAAUUGGAAGGAUCCGUCAUGCUCGUCAUAGCUGGAGUUCACCACUACAACGGAAACAAACACAAGCUUGGCACUGCCCUUGGAUUUCCGCUAUCUCUGCACCUUCACUUUCGAAUAUCACGGACAAUUUUAAUAUUUUUUCAUCAUUAAUAUAUUUUAAUGUACAUAAAGAAGUACCGAUGUCCUAUUUUUGUCUAAUAAAUUACUUUGUACUCAG